Fundulus heteroclitus (mummichog) is the source of this 996-nucleotide messenger RNA. RefSeq names its product trace amine-associated receptor 13c-like. Gene Ontology annotation, cellular component: membrane. NCBI's taxonomy places the organism in Eukaryota, Metazoa, Chordata, Actinopteri, Cyprinodontiformes, Fundulidae. The record is from RefSeq and is a predicted model, not a curated record. Bases 1 to 987 code for a protein of 328 amino acids. Gene Ontology annotation, molecular function: trace-amine receptor activity. The transcript is spliced from 2 exons. Gene Ontology annotation, biological process: G protein-coupled receptor signaling pathway.
AUGGAAGGAAUUGAACUCUGCUUCCCACAGCUCGUUAACACCUCCUGCAGGAGAUCAAAGCAUGCUCCCUCUAAUAUGUUGCUUCUUUCUGUUAUUCUCUCGGGUAUUGCUUUUCUCACUGUGAGUCUUAACCUGCUGGUCAUUGUUGCUAUUGUGCACUUCAGGCAGCUCCACACCUCUACAAAUAUUGUACUUCUCUCUCUGGGUUUCUCAGAUUGCCUUGUGGGUUUCCUCCUGAUCUUUCAAGUUUUGAUGAUAGACGGCUGCUGGUAUUUUGGCAACUUCCUAUGUGCACUGUAUUGUGUUUUAGAUUUAAUUGUUGUAUCUGCUUCAGUGGGAAACAUGGUGCUUGUUUCAAUUGAUCGCUAUAUAGCCAUAUGUGACCCUUUACAUUAUCCCACUAAAGUUACCCUAAAAAGAGCUCAAAUGUCUGUUUCUCUGUGUUGGACUUUUUCUUUCUUAUAUUCCACUGUGAUAUUAAGGGAAAACCUAGGACAGCCAAGCAGAUUUAGUUCCUGUACUGGAAACUGUUCAGUUGACAUUGGCCUUACUGGAAUUAUGGUUGAUCUUUUUUUUACUUUCCUCAUUCCAAUUACUGUCAUCAUAAUUCUGUAUAUUACAGUCUUUGUGGUGGCUUUGUCUCAUAUUCGGACCAUGCACUCCCAUGUUGCAGUCCGCACACAUCUGCAUUCAGGAAAAGGAAGACCUAAGAAAUCUGAAAUAAAAGCUGCCAGGACUCUUGGGGUUGUUAUAACUGUGUUUCUGCUUUGCCUUUGCCCAUAUUUCUGUGUCUCACUUUUGAGUGAAGAUGCCUUACUCAAUACGUUAUCAGGUGUAUAUGUUAUAUCAUUGUUUUACUUUAAUUCUUGUCUAAACCCUCUGAUAUAUGCCUUGUUCUACCCUUGGUUCAGAAAAUCUAUCCAAAUUAUUGUUACACUUAAAAUUCUCAAGUCUGGUUCCUCUAAUGCAAACUUACUGUCACCCUAAAUAAUGUAA